Molecule: messenger RNA, 1301 nt
Organism: Thunnus maccoyii (southern bluefin tuna)
Lineage: Eukaryota; Metazoa; Chordata; Actinopteri; Scombriformes; Scombridae
Exons: 10
Coding region: 115-1227 (370 amino acids)
Biological process (GO): D-serine catabolic process
Molecular function (GO): D-serine ammonia-lyase activity
Source: RefSeq, a predicted model, not a curated record
UGAGCUCAUCCGGUUAGGAGGUUUGACCACUCAAGGACACCGUAGAAAUAUGUGAGCACAGCAGCCAGCGUCUCAUGACUGAGAGAGGAAUCACUGCUCAAGCGUGCUGCCAGUAUGGAGGGGGAGCCCAUCUCCACGCUGUUUACUCCUGCUCUAGUGGUGGAUGUGGACAAAGUGAAGAGAAAUGCCCAGAGGAUGAUUGAACGUUGUAAGAAGCUGGGAGUCCAGCUUCGCCCUCACAUGAAGACCCACAAAACCCUUGAGUGUGCUGACAUACUGACGGGUGGAUCACGGAGGUGCAUCGUGGUUUCCACGCUGGCAGAGGCCAGUUUCUAUGCCGACCACGGAUUUGAUGACAUCCUCUAUGCUUAUUGUCUUCCCUUUGAUAAGGUGGAGCGUUGUGCAGCCCUGUCAGAGCGGCUUGAUCUCUUCCAAGUUUUAUUGGAUCAUCCUGAUGCUCUGGAGCAGCUCAAAAAGAGACCACUGAGAGACGGUCGGCUGUGGCAUGUUUGGCUGAAACUCGACUGCAUGAACGGGAGAGCUGGUGUCCUGCACUCAGAACCCGAGGCGCUCAGAUUGGCACAGGCCAUUGCUGAGACGGCAGGCGUGGAGCUGACAGGAGUGUACGCUCACUGUGGGAACACCUAUAACUGCAGAGGAGUAGAGCAAAUACAUGCCGUUGCCCAGGAAACCACCAAUUUUACUCUGCAGUUCAUGGAAAAAUUGAAGGCUGUUGGCAUCACCUGUAAGUCCAGCAUCGGCUCCACUCCGUCCUGUAGUCACCCCAUCAAAGACAUGGCGCUGCUCAGCGAGGUGCAUCCGGGAAACUACGUCUUCUACGAUGUGCAGCAGUCUGUGAUUGGCUCAUGCAGUCUGGAGGAGGUGGCUGUGCGGGUUUUGACAAGAGUCAUUGGGCACUGUCCUCACAGGAACCAGCUCCUGAUUGACUGUGGAUGGUCUGGAUUAAGUUUGGACGGAGGUGGAAAACUUCCCACUGGAUAUGCUGUGAUCGAAGGACACCCAAACCUCAAGUUGUUGUCCAUGACCCAGGAGCACGGGAGAGUGGAGCCCAUCUCAGGACCGCUGGAUUACAGCAAAUACCCUCUGGGCUCUCUGCUCACACUGAUCCCAUACCAUUCGUGUGCAACAGCGAUGAUGCAUCCUGUGUAUCAUGUGCACUCUGAGGGAAGUCUGCUGGGGAAGUGGACGCCAACACGUGGGUGGUGAACUGCUGCUCAACUGAUCACAUCACCCUGUUAGGAUAGCCAGAUGAUCACUAAAAUAAAGACUGGAACAACUCA